This is a messenger RNA of Daucus carota subsp. sativus, 1165 nucleotides long. RefSeq lists its product as uncharacterized. The record is from RefSeq and is a predicted model, not a curated record. The transcript is spliced from 2 exons. Bases 1 to 915 code for a protein of 304 amino acids. NCBI's taxonomy places the organism in Eukaryota, Viridiplantae, Streptophyta, Magnoliopsida, Apiales, Apiaceae.
AUGGAUGCUUGCUUUUUGUCUUCGAGUUCCUUGACAAAAACACUGCAACCUAUACCUUCCAUCAAGGCAAAAGUUCUUGGGCUUCCAAGGAAAAAUCUUCAUCAACUGCCCUGUAGAAAAGUCAACUUUCCCUCUUCAAGAAUAUGUUGCCAAUUGGGUUCACCAUCUCCUUCGUCAGGAGAUGAGGAAAAACCUUUUGUUGAUGCUGAUUGGCGAUCAUUUAGAGCAAGGCUAAUUGCUGGAGAACAAUCUUUAAGACAGGAACAAGAUGCUUCCUCAGCAACUGAUCCUGAUACUGUGACAAAUCAGCCUCAAACCAUCUCAAUCGGUGACAAGUGGGCACAUACCAUCCUUGAGCCUGAGAAAGGUUGCUUACUCAUUGCCACAGAAAAGCUCAACGGGGUGCACAUUUUCGAGCGGACAGUGGUCCUACUAUUAUCAACUGGUCCAGUUGGUCCAACUGGCAUAAUACUCAACCGGCCAUCGCUAAUGUCCAUUAAGGAAAUGAGAUCAACAGCACUAGACGUUGCAGGAACAUUCUCCGAUAGGCCGUUGUUCUUUGGAGGUCCCUUAGAAGAGGGAUUGUUCUUGGUAAGUCCCAACGGAGUGCCAGGCAGUGAUGGGGUUGGUAAUAGCGGGGUUUUUGAUGAGGUAAUGAAGGGGUUAUACUAUGGAACUAAAGAGAGUGUGGGUUGUGCUGCUGAAAUGGUGAAGAGAAAUGUGGUUGGAGUUGACAACUUUAGGUUCUUCGAUGGAUACUGUGGGUGGGAAAAAGAACAACUGAGAGAUGAGAUAGCAGCAGGUUACUGGACCGUUGCUGCUUGUAGUCCAGGCGUGAUUGGGCUGAGCAGUGUAGGCAGUGUUGGUCUGUGGGAGGAGAUUCUUGGGCUUAUGGGUCAUAAGAAGGUGCUGUGAUAUUGUUAUUUGCUGGUAUCAUUUGAACUCGUCAUUGGAACCGGAUAACAUUUCCAGGUACUUCUCUGCAGCUUAGUUCAAAGUUGAAAGGGCUGCAAGAAAUAAUCAUGCAAACCAAGGAGUUUAGGCCACUUGAUCUAGCAUAAAUCUCAAGCAUGCAUGUAUAAUACUGGCAACUAAUGACCUUGUUUCACAUCAACUCUGUAAUGUAAUGUUGGGUGUGUGUAUAAUGUAUACACUGUUAUUUUGA